Stereum hirsutum FP-91666 SS1 is the source of this 2022-nucleotide messenger RNA. RefSeq lists its product as uncharacterized. Gene Ontology annotation, biological process: cell surface receptor signaling pathway. Lineage: Eukaryota; Fungi; Basidiomycota; Agaricomycetes; Russulales; Stereaceae. The coding region runs from base 35 to 1969 and encodes 644 amino acids. The transcript has 5 exons. The record is from RefSeq and is a predicted model, not a curated record.
AACUUAUCCAUUACAUCCAUCGUCCUUGACUCACAUGGCCCUCAGCUUAGGAUCGCCUAGUUCAUUACCGCCCCAUGAUGAUCAUAACUCUGCACACCCAAUGACCCGCGCACCUUCCAACUUAGCGCUGUCCCUUUCGCUCGUGAAGAGUAUCCUUGACGCAACGGAUACCCUGCCUUGCGUCAAAUACGUUGCCUCUGUGGGGGUCACGAUUAUCGAAGUUGUUCAGGAAGUUCAAAGUAACAAGGCGGCCUGCCAGAACCUGGCUUUGCGCGCUCAGGAUAUGAUCGUCACGAUCGCGAAAGCGUGUCGCGGUGUCAGUGAAGACGGCCUGGAGGUACAACUCAAGGAUGAUCUCCGACAACUCACAGUUGCGAUGGAGGAAAUAUUGGAAUUCACUCGUACGCAAUUGAGUCGGAAAGUCUACAAGCGCCUUCUUUACAAGAGUGAAGAUGCCGACAACAUCAAGUCAUUAGAGGACAAGCUCACCCACGCUUUCAGAAUGUUUGAGGUUCAAUCGAGCGUCAGUAUGCGACAGUCCCUACGCUUGAUUGCCCAGCGGAUUGAAGAGCUCCAUGAACAUGGACAAUCUCAUACUCUCCCCAAGGACCAACCUCUCUCCAUUCUUGAUGGUAUCUAUAUCAUAAAAAAUGUGGCAACGGGUAAGCUACUCGAACUGGCUAACGCUCCGCGGACAAUGAGAUGGGCUCCUGUCUACCUCGCUCCCCAGCGAGAGCUCUCCGAAGGAAGGCUCGAUCUUUCGCAGCUGUGGUCCGUCACCACCUCGCGAGCUCGCCAGAUGCAGUAUAUCAUAACCAACUUGGCCUCGGGGACUGUAUUGGAUAUCCUUUGUUCAGGAGACAAUUCAGGGACGCGAGUAGGAUGCUACCCGCACGCAGGAUUUAGACACCAGUUGUGGAAGCUAUUUGGAUCGAGGAGAAGCAACAUGGCCGACUUAUGCACCAUUAGAAGUUGUGGCCCACCGACCGUCUUAGAUGCAGCAUCAUGCCCUGUCUCCGCACAGUGUGAAUCGCUGCACUCUGCCACGUUCGAUCCCCAAUCGAAGACACAGGAAUGGAUCUUCGCUCACAUUCCAAUUCCUUAUCACACACCCCCAUCGCCUUCCAUAUCGCCUGCGUUACCUGCAUCACCUCGUCCUCUGUCUCACCGCCUGUUUUACUUGCAAAACAUAUCUUCAGGCUUAUUCGUCACCCGCACGAUUGGGCCCGGGGAAGAUGGCUUUCGCCUCAUGGCCACGCAUUCGUCUUCUUCCCUUUGGUAUUUCUUCCACUCCUGCCACCGCGCAGUCGACUAUCCCCACUUUGCAAUCCUCUCCAGUUCAGCCACCCAAACAUGCGAGGCACUCAUCGACCAAAAAAUUGGAGAUCAUGUCCGCACAGCCUAUUACAGUCCCAAGCAUGAUCAUCAUCACUGGCAGCCCAUCCCACGCGCAGACGGGAAUUUCUCCUUCCGAAACAGAGGCUCUGGUGCUUUAUUGGCCGAGGGUUCAGGACAAGCUCUCUCUGCCGUCGCCAGCGACGGGAACGACAAUCAAUCAUGCCUUUGGAGGGUCGUUUAUGCCGACUCGUCGGCCAACUCAACACAACCUCAAUGCUCAGUCGUAUACGACUCGACGCUUACCUUUCCUCCUCUUUCCCUCUUCCGGCCGACUUCGCAACUUUCUGACUCGUUCCUCACAACCUCACUAUCCGUGGGCAGCCACCGGCCAGCGCUGCGUGUCGAACAGGCAGAGAACACUCUGCAGGCGGGUUUGGCGGCGAGCUUGAACAAAGAGAAUGGUGUACUCUUUGACCUGGUUGACACGGGAUACACCUCAUUCGUCAUCGUGCCGCAGAUCAUCUUCGCUGCAAAACUCGGACGGUGUACAGUCAUUAAGUUGACGGACGAGGAAAGAAUCUUGAGGCCGAGACGGUUCCGUCAGGCUAGGGACGGACGUGCUUGCGGCUAAUCACUCUCAAAUCAUGAUAUCUCAUGGGUCAAUUACAUGUGGCUGUAGACAGC